GAGCAAUCAGCUGUCAACAGCUGACUAAUAUUGAAAGAAAGCAAAAUUGUUCGCAUUUGAUAAGGGCAAACUAUUUGUAAUUUCUAUUGGAAGUGCUAUAAGAGUCCUUAAGCAUGCUUGCGGAUGUGGACGUGUUCAUAUCUAACUACACCUUAGUUGAUCCAGAAAUAUAUCAGUUAUGGAUAGAAGGAUUUUCUUCCACCGAGGCCGUUUGUUAUUUAAAACAAAAAGGAUUCGGCAGCAUGUUUGGUGCACCAAUUGAUCUUAUUGCAUCCGAUGUACUGGAUCACUAUCGCACCUACUCUUUGAUUGAGCGACUACUACAUGCACCCACUAAAUUGUUAGAACAAUCAUGUUUCCAGUUGGAGGCACAAACGCGGGACUUAAUUAUUGAAAAGUAUUAUUCUAUUGAUGAUGCAGUGGCACGUGAAAUUCUUGGCAAAAAAUUGUCAUCACGCUAUAGAAAAGAUUUGGAUGAAGUGUCGGAAAAGACUUGCGUUAAACUAAAGUCCUGCAGGCGUCAAUUUGAUAAUGUUAAACGCAUUUUUAAAGCAGUUGAAGAGCUACCUGGCAAUAUAACAAAUAAUAUUAAGCAACUAUUUUCAGUAUCAGACGAAUUGGCUAAAAAAUACGCUUCAAUUGUUUUUCUUGCCUGUCUACGCUUUGAAACUUCCAAAAAAAAGUUGCAGUAUUUAACUUUCUCCGAUUUGUUUGCCUGCUCGCAAGCCAUAAUGAUUUACUGGACAUAUACGUACCAACACUCGGGUCCUGAGUACUAUGACACGGAGAUGGACAAAGAGUUUCUGCUCGAUUUGCGUGAGUUGCGUUGUUUGCUCGAUAAGGAGAAGGAAAUUAAACAUCUUGUUUGUCUGCGUUUAAAACCAGUACUAUUGGAACGUGCUUACUAUGAGUUGGACACGAAUUUUCGCUCUUAUUGGCGUGCAUUUAUAACGAUUGCUUGCAAUUUACAUCGCAAUCGUGAGUUGCGUGACUUAUUUUUGGACCUUUGCGAAAAACUAAUAGAGCCUUGGCGUCAAAAUGGCUGGAGCAGAGAACAAGUAAAUAAAUUUCUAUCGGCCAUAACACAAAGCGUGUUGGAUUUAGAGAUUUCACGUGAUCAAGAGACACGUUGCUUAUGGGACCGUUAUAUGCAAGUUAUUAGUAUUUGCUUGGACAGAAUGUAUCACAUUUAAAGAAAUUUAGUAUAAAGCAUUUGUUUGUUAUUUAAUUAAUUUCUGUUGCUCUUUAUAGUGUUUAGUUGAAAAAGUGCUAAUCUAAUAUUAUGGCGGAAAGUAAAUCAUACGUAUAUAUGCUGUAUUUAAAAUAUAGAAUUAAAAGCUUAUCAUGACAAUUAAAAAAA
Molecule: messenger RNA, 1360 nt
Organism: Ceratitis capitata (Mediterranean fruit fly)
Lineage: Eukaryota; Metazoa; Arthropoda; Insecta; Diptera; Tephritidae
Gene: Fibp
Product: acidic fibroblast growth factor intracellular-binding protein
Exons: 8
Coding region: 114-1193 (359 amino acids)
Cellular component (GO): nucleus
Source: RefSeq, a predicted model, not a curated record